Sugiyamaella lignohabitans is the source of this 1425-nucleotide messenger RNA. It is a transcript of the gene AYT1, whose product is annotated as Ayt1p. Lineage: Eukaryota; Fungi; Ascomycota; Dipodascomycetes; Dipodascales; Trichomonascaceae. The record is from RefSeq and is a predicted model, not a curated record. The transcript has a single exon. Bases 1 to 1425 code for a protein of 474 amino acids.
AUGACGUUGCCUGAAACGGACACUCUUUUUGACGACUUCCCAGUGGACAUCUUUGGACAAAUUCCGUCCCUAAACAUUUAUACACAGAUAUGUCUCUGUUACUCAAUUGAUAGUGACACAGAUGAGGAAUCCAUAAUAUCAACUUUAAAAGAUGGUCUCCAAAGACUGAAAGAAAAAUUUCCUUGGACUGCAGGACAAGUGGUUAAUGAGUCCGGUGUAUUUAGGAUAAGACCGUUAGAGGGAGUUUCGCAGCUGUUGGUCAAAGAUUUACGGAAUGAUAGUGCAGCUCCCACAGCUCCCACAAUGGAGUCUCUUAGAGAGUCGGAAUUUCCAAUUCACAUGCUUGAUGAAUCGCUCAUUGCUCCUCGUAGGACACUUCCUGGUCAUCCUGAUGAAGCUAGUUUGACGGAACGGCCCGUUUUUAUGGUUCAAGCUAACUUUAUUUCUGGUGGUCUACUACUGACAUUCAUCGGACAGCAUAACGCUAUGGAUAUGAUUGGUCAAGAGCGGAUAGUGAGCCUGUUCUCCAAAGCAUGUCAUAACGAGACUUUCUCGUCUGAUGAGUUGAAUAUAGGAAACCUUCAUCGUAGCGGCAACAUUCAAUUGAUUGAUGCACCUUUAGAGACCUUACCUUAUAACAGUUUGAGCACCAGUACUCGUUUGACAAGUGAGACAGCUUCAAAAGAUACUUCUUGGGGAGAUGAAUCCACCAAUAAUAAAGAUAGCAAAGACGGACCGACUUCUUGUUCAUGGGCGCUUAUUAAAUUUUCAGCCAAUGCCCUGGCAAACCUUAAAGCCAUAGCCAAUAACGACAAAACUACCGAGUUCAUUUCCACUGACGAUGUUUUAACUGCAUUUACGUGGCAGGGUAUUAUACGAGCGCGUCUUAAUAAUCGAUUAGAGACUUCACGUACUGUGAAACUUGCUCGAGCAAUUGAUGUUAGAGAAUAUGUGGGUUUGCCUGCCAAGUAUCCAGGAAUUGUUCAAAACAUGUCUAUACACUCUCUUACCCUACAAGAAAUAUCCGACGAGCCUCUUGGAGUUGUGGCUUCGAACCUCCGCGCUGUCCUAGAUCCCAAGACAUCACAUCUCGGCUAUGAUACUAGGGCUAUUGCUACUGUGCUUACAAGAGCACCUGACAAGUUUGUUUCAUUUGCAUCUAGCCUCGACCUCAAGACUGAUAUCAUGUUAAGUUCAUGGGCCAAGGUUAACUUUUUUAAUCUUGAUUUCAAUCUCGGACUGGGUAAACCAGAGUCUAUAAGACGACCACAGUUCACCCCUGUUGAGAGCCUGAUAUAUUUCCUGCCUAAAUCACCUGAAGGCGAUAUUGUCAUUUGUCUGUGUUUGGCAGAUGCUGACUUAGAAAAGCUUCAAUCUGACCCACUUUUUGCCAAGUAUGGUCACUACAUCGGUAAGAGAGGGUAA